Messenger RNA from Naegleria fowleri, 2301 nucleotides. RefSeq lists its product as uncharacterized. Lineage: Eukaryota; Heterolobosea; Eutetramitea; Acrasida; Naegleriidae. Gene Ontology annotation, molecular function: ATP binding; nucleic acid binding. Bases 1 to 2301 code for a protein of 766 amino acids. The transcript has a single exon. The record is from RefSeq and is a predicted model, not a curated record.
AUGGCCAUUUUUCAUUUGAAGGAAAUUAUUGAAAUCAUCUUGACAUUCUUGCCUGAAUGGGAUCGGAAGAGCUCUGAACAAGUGUCUCUUACUUUCCACCAAGCGUGUAAUGAAGUGGAAGAACGGGAAAUGAUUGAACGAUUACAAUUUGAUGAGAAGGCUCUUCAUAAAAGUAUUCUUAAAGCACUCGAUAAAUGUCGUGAUGAUGAUCGUGAUGAGAAAUUAAUUUUGAAACAAUUAGAAAAUAUUGAAAAAGCAUUGAACUUUAAAAUUCCAUUUCAUGUUCGGGUGUACAUGAAACAUUCCAAGAUUUAUCCAAGGAAUGAAGCUAUUCCGUAUAUUCCCAAUCUCAACAGUUUUGUAUUGCACCCAUUCAUGUGUAUUUCUCCAAUACCACAAUGGAAAGUAAGAAGAGGACGAGACUGUGUCGUGAUUGGUGAAUAUCAACCAAGGAAAAAUGACAAAUAUUUAGUGGUACUGAAUAAUAGAGAAGGAAAGGGAGAGCUUGAGGUUGAAAGACAUGUGAAAGUGAUCUAUCACCAUCUCGAGUCGCAAAAUUUUGUGGUAGAGUCAAUAUUUAAAGCCAACAGAAUGGAAACACUUGUGGUUGGUACCUUGAAAAAAUGGGUUUCCAAUUUUGGUUACCUUAAAGAUCAGAGUAAGCUUUCUGUUCUCACAGAACUGUUGAGGAGUUAUCCUAACAAUUGUAUCUAUCAGGAAAAUGUUCUGUCUGACAAUCCUAAACUGUUUUUGGAAUAUUUUGUUGCAAAUUACAAGCAAGGUUAUGUUGUCAUGAGUUGGUUUAACCAAUUGAAACAACGUGAAUAUCGUGAAUUAAUGAAACACAAAAUUAUCACGCUUGAUGAAUUACCAAAUCAUAUUAGAAAUGAUGAAAAAUUAAUUCGUUUCGCAGUUGAAACAAAUGGAAUUAAUUUAAGGUAUUUAAAACGAACACAUCACAACGAUAGAGAUUUAGUUAUUGCUGCAGUGAGAGAGAAUGGUUUGGCCAUUGCAUUCGCAUCAAAAGCACUUAGAAAUUCAGACCCUUUUGUUUUUUCACAAGCUUUUCAAAAUAAUCAGUUAGCACAAUACUUUUCCGACACAAAGAACCAAAAAGAAGGAUCCAUAUUCAGUGAAAUAUCAUCAUCACUUGAUCGAACAGAUCGAAAUGAUGAUUUCAUUGAUCAAUUUGAGGAAAAUCUUCAACGUGGUAUUUAUGGUUGGGGUAUUGAAUAUUUAACACAAUUUCAAAAACAAAUUAUUCAAGCCAUUUGUGAGAGUGGCAACAAAAAUGUACUAAUUGAAGGUCCUUGCGCCUCAGGUAAAACCAUUGCGUCCAUUAUUGGAGUGCUACACAAGGGUUUAGAUGAUUCCAAAGCAGCUCCACCGGAUCAAGUACAAUGUUUGGUCAUUUGCCCCACACGAGACAUGGCCAUUCAAGUUCAACUAUUUUUCACCUCCCUGUGUGAGUAUAUGAAAGAUAUAACGAUAGGCACCAGUACAGGUGGAUUAAUUACAUACUAUACAAUGGAGUUUGCCAAAUCUUAUCGAAUUAUUAUUGGAACUCCAGGAAGAAUAGCUCAUAAGGCAAAAACAUAUAUGGAGCUAUCUCAUGUAAAGAUAGUGAUAUUGGAGGGGUCGGAUCAGCUAUGUGCUGGAGAAUUCGACAAUGAUCUCAAUGUUAUCUUUAAGAGACUACCCGCCACUUGUCAGAGUGUGCUAAUUUCUUCAGUAUUUCCGCAAAAAGUUGUCAUGAGAAUUGGACAAAUGCUUGGAAGUUUCAAAGUCUUGAGAUUGCCGAUGUUAACAGAAAACCUCCCACACAAACAUCAAUUCCUUGAUUUGUUGUAUGAGGAAGAAAAGUUGACGCUCAUUAAGGAGAUUAUAAUAGACCAUACUGAUGUAUCAAUUAUGAUUUUUUGUAAUUCGAGAAGAAACACAGAGCGCCUGAGCCAGGAAUUGAGAGAUUUUGGAUUUUAUUCUUUGGUAACACAUGGUGACAUGGACGAUGCGGAUAGACAGAAAACCGUUCGCGACUUUAGAAAAGGCGUUUGUAGAAUUCUUAUUUGUACGGACACAAUGGCACGAGGGUUAUCGAUAUCGCAUCUUGGGCUUGUUGUCAAUUAUGACUUUCCAGAGAAUAAGGUGGUAUUUACCGAAAGGAUGGGAAGACUAUUGCACAUCAAUCCCAACAAAGAAAAACAAGUAAUAUCUUUUGUGACCAAGGAGUUUUCGAAAAAAGCAAAAGCUUGGUGUCGAGAGUUGGGUAUGGAAAAUCAUAGUGAAUGGACCUGGUGUUGA